AUGUCCAACAGCAGCUCCAUCACUGAGUUCCUCCUCCUGGCAUUCGCAGACACACGGGAGCUGCAGCUCUUGCACUUCUGGCUCUUCCUGGGCAUCUACCUGGCUGCUCUCCUGGCCAAUGGCCUCAUCAUCACUGCCAUAGCCUGCGACCACCACCUCCACACCCCCAUGUACUUCUUCCUCCUCAACCUCUCCAUCCUCGACCUGGGCUCCAUCUCCACCACUGUGCCCAGAGCCAUGGCCAACUUGCUCUGGGACACCAGGGCCAUCUCCUACACAGGAUGUGCUGCUCAGGUCUUUUUCUUUUUCUUUAUGAUCUCAGCAGAAUAUUUCCUUCUCACUGUCAUGUCCUAUGACCGCUAUGUUGCCAUCUGCCAACCCCUGCACUACGGGACCCUGCUGGGCAGCAGAGCUUGUGUCCACAUGGCAGCAGCUGCCUGGGGCACUGGGUUUCUCAAUGCUGUGCUGCACACGGCCAAUACAUUUUCUAUACCACUCUGCCAAGGCAAUGCCCUGGACCAGUUCUUCUGUGAAGUUCCCCAGAUCCUCAAGCUCUCCUGCUCAGACUCCUACCUCAGGGAAGCUGGGGUCCUUGUGGUUGGUACUUGUUUAUUCUUUGUCUGUUUUGUUUUCAUUGUGGUGUCCUAUGUGCAGAUCUUCAGGGCCGUGCUGAGGAUCCCCUCUGAGCAGGGACGGCACAAAGCCUUUUCCAUGUGCCUCCCUCACCUCGCUGUGGUCUCAAUGCUUAUCAGCACUGCCACGUUUGCCUACUUUAAGCCCCCUUCCAUCUCCUCCCCAUCCCUCGAUAUUGUGGUGGCUGUUCUGUACUCGGUGGUGCCUUCAUCAGUGAACCCCCUCAUCUACAGCAUGAGGAACCAGGAACUCAAAAAUGCUCUGAAGAAGCUGAAGAAACUUUUCAGAUGGUUCUUGGAGCUUCAGGGAGUUAAAAUCUCUCCUGGCCUUUAG
Messenger RNA from Grus americana (Whooping crane), 966 nucleotides. Its product is annotated as olfactory receptor 14A16-like. Gene Ontology annotation, cellular component: membrane. NCBI's taxonomy places the organism in Eukaryota, Metazoa, Chordata, Aves, Gruiformes, Gruidae. Gene Ontology annotation, biological process: G protein-coupled receptor signaling pathway. Gene Ontology annotation, molecular function: olfactory receptor activity; G protein-coupled receptor activity. The coding region runs from base 1 to 966 and encodes 321 amino acids. The transcript has a single exon. The record is from RefSeq and is a predicted model, not a curated record.